Molecule: messenger RNA, 861 nt
Organism: Acanthosepion pharaonis
Lineage: Eukaryota; Metazoa; Mollusca; Cephalopoda; Sepiida; Sepiidae
Source: the annotation of a GenBank genome assembly
AUGACACAACGAAAUUUUCCCCCUUCGUUCUGGGACCCGCACAUAUGUAAUACGCUAUCGAACAGCUACCUGGAUUCUAAUCCGCUCCCGUUCAAUACGUCAAAUCCUUACCUAAGUUCGGCCACCCUCCACGGUAUCUCCAGUCUACAUCAGGUGGCUGCUGCUAGCCCCUGGCAUUAUCCUAUUUCGUCCCACUCUCAAGGUUCGUAUCAUCGGCCCAGCCCAGCGACGCACAUGCACUACGACUUCUCAUAUUCGUCGAUGGCUGCGGCAGCCGCAGCGGCAGCUUCGAGUCGAUUCUCGAACACCCAUGGACAGUACAACCCUUUGAUUAUGUCACACCAUCCGGUAGCGACGGCCUCGCAGCCGGCCACUGCGACUGCCAUGCGCUCGGCCUCAGGACCUUUUAACUCUAUGCCGGGGCAGCAUUGCGACAUAUCAGGCAAAUCGGCUGCCGAUUUGCCGACGACGGCAAGACGUUUUGUUGAAUACCCGUCACAUACAAAUCUGGAACCAGUCCUGACAGGUAAGAUCGCCUUCUUAUCUUUUACUCUGUUCCUCCUACUUUUGUUUUUACUUCCACUCACUCACUCACUCACUCACUCACUCACUCACUCACUCACUCACUCUUUGCUUUCUCUCAUUCAGUUUUUUCAAUUCACUCUCUUUCUCUUACCUUUCUGUAUCUCGAUAUCGUCUGCUAUUUUUUACCGCUUUAGUCUGUCUUUGUACCUCCUUUUCUUUCUUUGUCUUUCUUUCUUCCUUUUUGUUCUUUCUUUCUCUGCGUUGCGUGAUUCUUUCAUGCUUUCUCUCUCUCUCUCACUCACCCCCUCACACAAAGAUACAGAGACUUUCCUUUGA